AUGUAUGAUGACUAUGACCGUCGAGAUCGAGGUUACAGCGACCGUCGCCCCAUUGGGCCGAGCCGUCGUGUCCUAUCUCCUGACGACGGUGGGGUCGCCUACGACUACCGUCGGGGCACAGCGCCGCAGGGAAGACGUCGAUCGCCAGGAAGUCCACGCAGAGACUUUCCGCGAGAUAUGGACAACGGUCACGACGGCCCGAUGCGUAAACGGAUACGAACCCUCUCAAGCAGUCGGUCGCGUUCUCCACCGCCCGUGUACCAUCCCUGCCAGCGCGCUGAACGAGAAGAUCUGAAACGACGUCUUGUCUCUCGCUCACCUCCCCGCCAACGGUCGCCACGAAAGGUUAUUGACGGUGGCAGUAACUCCAAGGUUUCAGAAGUCACGGUAUUAGAUCGUGCCUAACUUUCGCCGACCGAAAAGUCUGACCGCGGCAGUUAAGAUGUCAUUCCUCCACUAUAAUCACCCCUUUACGUUUCGUGUUUAUAUAACUGUCUGUCCCGUCUUCCUACCCGAAACAAUGUAACAUCUGCAUUUACUGUCCUUUCAUUGCCUUUUCACCGGCCCACUUAGUUACCAGUUUCCACUGUGGCAGCCGGAAACAGACACUCCUACAAUGUUUCACUCCAGUUCACAUCCCAGCCUCGAAAAUGAAAAUCGUUCAAGCAAUGUCUUUGCAAGUCUGAUUGUCGUGGAUUCGCACUGGUUUGCCGGCGAGGUACAGUGAGUGACCGAUCUCAUGAAAUGUUGGCCAACAUAAGAAGGAUUGCUUAGGUGGGGUUGUAGUAUUGAUUAUAAUGCAGCAUAAUCGUAUAGUAUUUCGGACUCGUCAGGAUGUCGGCUUUUGAAUGCACUUCUUUUAGAUCCCCUUGUAAAAGAUGACUACUUGAGCAGUAUGCAUUUCUCACAUCGAUUUCUCGCUGGUCUUAUAAGUUCAAAGAUAUUUUGUAGAAAACAUGCACAAAAUAUACUUUUUUUGCUCGUUUGGUAGAAAAUCGCAUUGUUUUUACAUUUUAUACCCCAGGGAAGGCCACCUUUCGGUUUUUAAAAGUUCCUAAUUAUGAGAUUUUUAAGACCGUGCGAUGUCCGUACAUACAACAUCGCACAUGUUCCGUUUAACAGUGCUCCUCAUGAAACGUACUACAUAGUCCGCCUCCACUGCAAAAUUUAUGAACUCUGAAUGGUAUCUUAAAGGGAUAGAGGAAUAUAAUUUUCCUUACGCGGGAAGUUUACACCUUAUAGGCUGAAAUCGCUAAACGCUAAUGCAACAGCUGAUCUGGCUCAAAAUUGUUCGGGACUCGGGAAAAUUUUUCAAAACCUAAAUGUACACGUUCUUCGGGUAUAAAAUGUGAAGACAAUGUGAUUUUCUACCAAACGAGUCAAAGAAAGCAUAUUUCUGUGCACGUUUUGUUCGAGGUAUACUUGAAUUUAUAAGACUGUCGAAAAUCAACGUGUAAAAUGCAUGCUUGUGCUUCUACAGGUCGGAAAGAAGUGCAUUCAGCAGCCGAUAUUCUGGCGAGUCCGAAGUACUAUGAGGUUAUACUGCAUGGUGAUCAAUAUCACAACCCCACCUAAAUAAUCCUUAAUAGAAAACGCAUUUCAGAAUCUGAGCCAACAUUUUCUGAGAUCGGUCACGCACUGUACGUCAUCAAUUAUCAGGUCUAGUCAGACGUACCCGUCUAGGCAGACGUCUGCAUAAAUGUUUAUCGCGCGACACCAAGUGGCAGCUGGUCCAGAUAGCUUGUCUUCCUCUCAAACGGCAUAGAACGGGUGUUAAAGGAGCAUCCAAAUAUCCCGACGGACUGUGUCGCGCCAGGAACUGGCCUUACGUUUACAUUGCCUUCGGUCAGGCAGCAGCACCGAAUUGAGGGAGGCAGUGCCAAGUUCAUGAGGCUGGUGACGAUGAAUUGCCUGGGAUUUGCCAAUUUGGUUAGGUGCGCAAGUCGAGCAGUUUCUUACGAAGAUUCUGGAGACGCAUGUUCGUGACAAACAGCCGCUUCUAGUCAUCGAGCCUCAAUCACGUCCUCCCUCUCUUCUUAGCAGUUCGACCACCAUUACCAAUGUCCACAGUUAGCCCCACAGCGGAAUGGGCGCGGGGGCGAUUAUUUGCCCGUGAAUUAGUUUACAGUGGUAGUGGAUUUCCGUUGCAUCUACCGCACUCUCUCCCCUCCCACCUGAGCCUGGUAUCAAUACAGAGCCAAGAAGAUCGGGCACGGGGUCGGAUCAGGCGGCUGGUGCAGCGUGGGCCUGUCUGUUAAAAGUGGAGUCCCACGAGGGUCAGUUCUUGGGCCGCCCCCAUACAUUACCUAUGUAAAUGAUCUAGUACGGGAGGUGGAAUAGGACAUGUCGUUCUUUGCAAAUGAUCUUAAACUGUUGGUGAUGAUAGAAGAUGUUACAAGAGGACGUAGAGAAGGUGCACGCAUGGGGCGAGAAGUGGUGCAUGAAAUUAAACACCAAAUAUGUGUGGUAAUGCACAUAUCGGCAAAGCGAAGAGGAGAGGGACACUCACGACAGUAUUUCCUGGGAAAUCAAACACGUGAAAGCGUAAGUGUACAGCAAGACCUUGGCGUAUUCAUUAAAAACGCCCAGGUAUCACCAUACAGUGUUCUAAAUUUGCAGUGCGGACAAUGCCAAUUAUGGGCGCGAUGCGAAGAAUGUUUGUUAACUUGGAUGCAGAUGUCUCUGGUAAGGCAUAUGGGGCAUUUGUGCGGCCGCAUCUGGAGUAGGCGGUACAGGCUUGGCGGCCGUGGCUUUGGAAAGACAGACAUUCUUGAAGGUGUACAGCGAAGUCCCUACAAAGGCCGUUCAUGAACUCAAGGCCAUGCGCACGAGCAACGCAUGACCGCCCAGAAUCUCUAUCCGCUUCACUACAGACAGGACAGAGGUGGCCUUAUAGCGAUGUUUCAGUUGCUAAGAGGACUUGGUCUGUAUGUCGACUGGGAAACUCUUUUUGAAUUGUCACCGAAGAGUAAUUUCAGAUGACACGAUUAUCAACUUAAAAAGGAACUGCGCCACACCCCUCAACGCUCCUUCUUUUCCUCACAGAGAGCCAUUCGCCAAUGGAAUUCUUUACGGAUAUAUGUUCUAAAUUCCCCUGCUGUGACUGUGUUAGGGAGACAUCUGAAUAAUUACGUGUCCAAAGGCAACCAGAAUUUCCCAAACCCCAUCGGGCGGUUUACUGAAAUGACUAUAAAUAUGCUACUAACACAAUUUCAGCAGGUCGUUUUAUGCACAUUAACCUUUCGCCGGAUGAAAAUUUCACUGCGAGAAUGUAGCAAACGUGUUUUUCGCUGUUAUUUCGCAAAGGCCUCACCCUUUUAACAUAUAUGCUUUGUCGUUAGUUUUAUGCAUUCUGCACGCUCAAACUGCAUGUUGAAUUGUUUGCAUACCUAUAGAGUCCAAAUGGAGUCUUAAGGCCUUCUGACUUAGGCGUGUUCUCACACCCUCCGAUUCAUGGCAGACCAGUAACGGGUGCCGGACCCUGUUCUGACCCACCUGUAUCACAGACGAUCAAACAUGAAAAGACACCCGCCACAGUUCUGCGGUUUCAGUCGUUCGUAACGGCUGACAGCUCAUGACGAGGGGGUUUAUUAAUUAGUUCUUGUAGUCAAAAUCAGGCAUUCGGAUUGAGCUGGUCGGCGGCCGGUUUUAGCACACAGACGGAAACGACAAAAUUGGAACCAAAGUGCUGUCAUUUAUGCGCAUGCUAGAAGCUCGUCGAUUCCCUCGUGAGCACAGCAUAGCUCAUCCGUCCCGAGGGGCCGCUUGUCAUACUAUGCUCAGCGACAUCUGUGUUGGUGGUUAAGGCAAGAAUUAAUUUCGUGGAUCUGGAUUUUGCCGGAGGGGCCUCGAGUUGAAUGCCGGUAACAGAGAGUGUUCUAUAGUUUGGUAAUUACUUGUUCAUGCUUUGGAGAUACAAGUCCUCACAUAAGAAUUUGAUGCUUGGUAGAAGACAUCGCCGUCCAAAGCGCCGUGAGCUAGAAAUAUUUGCUGGACACUAUCUUAACGGUUCCUGAACCACAGCAAGCAUCUGGGCAAGACCUGCGCAUAUAAAAAAACUGUACAGGUUGCUCAACACCUCAGUGCGUCUAAUAAAACUGACGGAUGGGUUUUAAUGAAAUGGAAGGAUUCAGCCAUUUCCCAGAAUAUAACUUAUGACAACAAGGUGUAGAAAGGAGUGACUUCACUAUACCUAUGCCUGCCGAGGUUAGGACUCCUUACCGCGAGGACCAAGUCAUACCUCAAACCAUACUAGGAGACAAGAAUCACUAUGACCGUGCCAUUAUUAUAUACAAUUUGAGCCACGUUCUGUAGUUAAACGGGAAUAAUGAUUAGAAUUUGCGCUGGCUACGAAAUUGACACUGAAAGAAAAAAGAUCAGCCAUUCUAAAUACCUUUACGAAUUUCCAGAAUGAAGCCUCAUCUGGGAAUGUCUUCGGUGAUGAGUUCGAAGAAGAACCUAAAACACCGGGCCAAUAAACUUCUCGAUUUAGUGAUUGCAUCUUAAUUUGAAUAAACUUAUUGUUUCCGCUCGAAUCGUUUUUCUGAUGCUUUCAAGCGAAAUUCUAUGACGGACUUUCGAAGUGAUAUCUCGCAAUUAUAUAUUUCCCAUGACAACCACCGAAUCGGAAGACGGAUGUCUGACAAAGGGUGGUUGACAAGGCCGCUGACGGGCGUUAUCCACACGUCGGUACCUCUAUCGAGAAAGAUCAUGCCCUUUUUAAUGCUGACCUGGAGCCAAAUGAUGAACUUUUGUUUUUGUGCGUCUUGUUGUAAACUGGCACUUUGAAUACAAGGAAAAUAGAUUUUUGAGGUAUUCAGUAACGAUGCAAAAUCGCCUCGGUGUUGUGCGAGGUUUUCUACCUUAUCGAAGUGCCGUACAUGCAAUUUUCCUUUAAUUCGGUCUUCUUUGGGAAAACUUUUGGAAACCCAUUAGGCCUCUCUGGAAGCAGAUUUGUCAACUAUCGUCAGCGCCACCGUUACUAGCGCCACAAAUAUUCUGGUAUUCCUCGCCAUUUUUGUUCCUAAAAAGGCCUUCACAGUAAAUAUUGCGCUAACCAUGUGAUUUUGUACCCCCUGCACUAACAACACUGCUGUGCCAACUGGAGUGACCCUGCUGCGGGCAUGCACAGGAACAAAUCACGCCUACUGAAGCCACUUAAGUAGCAACCAAUUAGUGCCAUCUUUCUAAAGACAUAGAAGUAUAUGUGAUUUCCUUUACGCGGAUCGCAUGCACCUUGUAGACUGAGAUCACUAAGCGCUGAUGCAACGAAUGAUCAGGCUCCAACUUAUUCGGCAAUAACAAAAUUUUUUAAGAUCUAAUUACUCCUUUCUUGAGUAUAAAAUGUAAAGAAAACAUGAUUCUCUAUUAAUUGACUGAAAGGAAGCGCAUCUUUGUUUAUGGUUUCUAUAAAAUAUAUUUGAAUUUUCAAGACCAUCGAAAAUCAAUGGGAACAAUGCUUGCUACUUAAUUAGUCAUUUGUUUACCGAGUACAGUUUCUACAGGAGAUUGAGAAACAGUGUAUUCAAAGGCUGACAUCCUGCCGAGUCCGGAAUGUUAUAAGAUUAUGCCACAAGAUAAUCAGUAUUACAACCACACCCAAGUAAUCCUUCCUAAUCGAAAACGCAUCUCAGAAUUUCAGCCAAAAUUUCAGGAGAUAUGUCACUCAUUGUACUUUUAUGUGUCAUUGCUUACUCCUAAUGACCGCUGAUCGGCAGUGAACUCGAUAGUUGAGGUCGCAUGCGCUCGAGACUUGGAUACUCAGUGACCCGUAGAAUCCAGGUACAAAUAACGGGUGAAUUAAGACAUUACUAGCGGAUGAUGGCUACUAAGUCAGAAGUGGCCAUCUUAUUGUCAGUCCUCUUGUUCUUGCUGACUGUAAAGGGAAAAGACAACGAUGAUAACCUUACCACCUGUCACCAGAAGACGAAUUUGUAUCAGGCAUCUUUGUCGUGAGCAAUCCGCCAUUUAUAUUAAUUCUUUGGUAUUUCAUUCACACAAAACCAGUACUGUCAUUAAAAGCACUUUAGAGGACCAAUGACAACUAGUGCUGUAUAAAGCCACGCAAGCAAUUCAGCACUGAUAUUGCAUAAUAACUGUCCUGCGUCGGGCUGGCGGUUGUCAACCGCAAAGAAGAAACGUGCGCAGAGCACCAAUCAGUGAACUCUGACCAGCCUACGCGCCUCUCAAUAGGAGAUGGAUGUCCUUUAAUUAAAAAGUUAUUUUUACACGACCGCUCGCGAGUUCUAGCGCAAAGCUAAAAAUCCGCUUUAGGUGCCACAGUCAUAACCGACCAGUGAACAGCACACAUAUGUGAUUUUCGACUGUAUUUCGUCUUUUCUACAGCCGCAGAUAUUUGCCUCGAUGACCCCGGACGCACAGGUAUUGGUCUAAAUUUACUGAUAAUUCUCAGGACUUACACUUUUAUCAAGCUGACUCUACCAAGUCAUCAGCAGUUUGAAAUUUCCCCUCUUAGUCGUACUCAUACCUCAGGGUGGUAGGAGCCCCAUGCUACGUGUCAAGAUAAAGAAAACCCCGCCAGUACUGAGGUUACGAAGAAUAAACCGCAUCUGACUCCUGAGCAAAAACCUAAAGUACAGUUGAUAUGCUAUCUCAUGAAAUGUUAACCGACAUUCUAAGUCAGGGUGCUGACUUCUGAACAAGCCUAUUCCAGACCGCCCGCAAAGGCUAACCAAAUAAUACGUAUUUUCCGAUUAAUUUUCGAUGCCCUUAUAAAUUCAAAUGAACAGUAGGUGUGUUAACUCAUGAAAUGUCAUGAGUUAGCACAAAAAAUCCCUAUAACGCAAAAUCCGUCCAACCUGCGUUUCCCGAAAUCUAGCGGCAGUGAAAAACGACCGUCAAUUAAAUAAAAGGCAUCAUUUGGGCUGUAAAUUAAUAUUUACUACCGCAAAAAUAAUUAACUUUCACUGAAAACUAGAAUUUUAGAAAAUGGCUAUAUUGCGAAUCGUCUAAAUAGGGCAAAAUAUAAGGGGGCACAAUGAAGGGGAUACAGGAAAUGGCAAAAAUAAUGAAAAAUAAUAACAAAUACAAAGGAUCAGUACUUUUGAUUGUCCAUUUACAUUGAUCACAGUAAAAAGUCUUUCAGACAUGGAGACGACCAGGUUGUCUAUAGUGGCUUGCUCAUUGUGAUUGUCUAGCAUGAAAUCAAGUUUUUCAUGCAUGGACAGUUUAUUAUUCAACUUAUGUCGAUGUCUCUUGAUAAGUGCGAAAAUAUUUUUGAUGGGAUUGAAAUCGGGGUUGUUGGAAGGAAUGAAAAUCGACUGGAGUCCACAUGCGGAAAGGCUGGCUGUUGUCUAGAAAGUCAGAUUAUGAUUAAAAGCCUUAUGAGAUUAAUACUUCUUCGGGACGAUGGACAGGUGCAUUGUCGUGUGAAAUUAUAAUAUCCAGUCUGCGUCGGUGGAUGUCAUUGUAAUCGAAAACAUCCUUCACAAUGUUGACGAACACCGUGCUGUCGACAGUGUCCGUAGUCGAUUUUCAGAUUGGCCGCUCUCGGAAUUUAAUCGCCAUCCAAACCACUAACCGUCAGCAAUUCUUGAAAGUUGCCGUCGGCGUAAUGUGCACUUUUGUAAGGUUGUUUUCGCAUAUGACCAUGUGAGUCCACUUACUUGCCCUGUCUAAAAAUAAGACGUCAUCGCAGAAGUAAAUGCUCUUCCAGAAUGAGGGCCGGCAAUUAAUAUAUUUCUUAGCGAACAAAAAACGUUUUCUAAUAAGUUUUCUACUUCAAAACGGCUUGAUCAUGGCCUUUUGUUGGUGGAGUUUAAAUUCCUACAUUCUCUUCCCAAUUAUGUUCAUGGAGAACAUCGGCAGAUGUUACUUGUAAAUGGUCUUAAUGGGCAUAUAAUGACAAUUUUUCAAUGUACAUCGAUUAAACUCGUCGUCCUGCUAACUUUGGACCGUCUGCCCCCUCGCCUAUUUAUGGGUACGGUUCUAUCAUUAAGUAUUCGCCACAGAAAAACUUUACUAAUAUUAAAAAUACUUGUUAACGAUUCACGCGAAGACCUUCCGCUGCUAAUUUCCGUAUCCUUUCAUAGUCGACUGCUGAAAGAUAUUGUCUGGACAUGUUUAGCGUACGGCGUGACACAGAAAAGUGGCAGCAUGUCGGGCGUACUUAAUAUAUAUAUCUCUAACCACGCCUAUUAGUUCUCGGUGUGGUGUGCCGAUCAAGUUUAUUGCUAAGUUUCUUGGCACGAAACACCAUAAAUUUAUAAAAAGGAAUUUCAUAACCUGAUCUUGACCUUUUUUUCCUGAAAACAGUGCAAGUUCUCAAACCUGGCCUUACCUGAUUGUCAUUGAAGUAAAAAUCGAAUUUCCAGUUUUCAUACGGGAUAUUUUUCGUACUUUCCUGUUUGUAUUAAUCUUCGUUUACAGCAUGUGAAGUUUUAGUCUGCAAAUUUCUAUAACAUAGGAAAUUAUCUGGAUACCAAGAAAGGUCAGAUUUCGCCCAAAUCUGGCCUGCUUUCCUUUAAUAAAACUGACUGUAGGUGAACCUCCCUUCAGUAAAUGGCCUUUUGUGUUUCAAAUCAUUUUAACAAACACAAAUAACGGCACCAAAUGCAUGACAUGUUUCUCGCUAAAAUGUCAACCACGAACUUCCAUGAGUUAGACCACCAACUGUAUUUUAUAGCGAACGUACACAAAAAUACUUUCUCUCAUGCUAAUUUGAUGGCAAGUGACGUCUUGUUUAAAUUUUGCACUUGAGUGAAUGGCAUGUGUCUCUUUCAAGAAGCUUUCCCAUUUCGAAACUUAUUCUGAACUCGACCAAAUUUUCAAACCACAUACUGCAGACUUCCCCCAUGUGAGAAAACUCAUACUGUGCAAUAAUUUACCGUACUAACAACACAGGUAUUAGCUAAAAGCCUAGACACGCGUGUUUCGCCGAUCUUGUGCCGCUGCCUGACGCAGCUGCGAGGGGUUCGGCUCGUCAGUGGGUCCCCCAGCUUUCCCCGUGUGUUUUCUGGUAUAUGAACUCCAGUUUCAACUUGCCUUGCUUAAUUUUCGAGGAAAUUAUUGCGCGAACUUGGAGUAACUCUUUCGAAACAGGCCUUUUCAGGCACGGUCCGAAAUUUGAUAUGAAUAUUUGGGCUGAAAUCCGUCAGCUACUGCGGAAUAACCGCUUAAUAUUCACAAACCGCCAACAGGCAGCCAGUAGUAUAGCAUUGUGCAAUAAUUUACCGUACUAACAACACAGGUAUUAGCUAAAAGCCCAGACACGCGUGUUUCGCCGAUCUUGUGCCGCUGCCUGACGCAGCUGCGAGGGGUUCGGCUCGUCAGUGGGUCCCCCAGCUUUCCCCGUGUCUCAUAUCAAAUUUCGGACCGUGCCUGGAAAGGCCUGUUUCGAAAGAGUUACUCCAAGUUCGCGCAAUAAUUUCCUCGAAAAUUAAGCAAGGCAAGUUGAAACUGGAGUUCAUAUACCAGAAAACACACGGGGAAAGCUGGGGGACCCACUGACGAGCCGAACCCCUCGCAGCUGCGUCAGGCAGCGGCACAAGAUCGGCGAAACACGCGUGUCUGGGCUUUUAGCUAAUAUCUGUGUUGUUAGUACGGUAAAUUAUUGCACAAUGCUAUACUACUGGCUGCCUGUUGGCGGUUUGUGAAUAUUAAGCGGUUAUUCCGCAGUAGCUGACGGAUUUCAGCCCAAAUAUUCAUAUCAAAUUUCGGACCGUGCCUGAAAAGGCCUGUUUCGAAAGAGUUACUCCAAGUUCGCGCAAUAAUUUCCUCGGAAAUUAAGCAAGGCAAAACUCAUACUCCUCUCCACGCUGCUUAAAAGGUUAUAUAUGGCUCACGCAUUUUUCAUUGGGCGUGGACCACUUUGUAUACUUUACAAACAGCCGUAAUAAGCGGACAGAUACGAUGCUUUAGGAAUGGACAUUUCCCGAUCUUAAAAAUCUCAUAUUUAGGGGCCCUUUUGAUAUAGAAUUGUACACUUUUGAAGAAGACGUAAUCUGCUAUCAAAUAAAUAUAAGAAAGACCUCCUAUGCAUAGUUUCUAUGGAACAUAUUUGAGAUAAUAAAGAUCUGCAAAGGCGACGGGAGAUAUGGAUGUUACUUAAGUAGCCAUUUUUAACAAAGUGUAGUUUUUGACGGCGGUUGGAAAGGAACUUGCUCAAAAGACGGCAUCCUGACGUAUCUGAAAUAUUUGAAGAUUAUGGUGCCCUUUAAUAAAUAGUACAAAUCUACUCAGGUUAUCUUUUCAAUAGGAAAUAUGUUUCAGAAUUUCGGUUAAUAUUUCAUUAUGUAGCAAAUGUACUGUAAAUUCAUUUAUUCAGAAACGCCUACUGAAGCACCUAGUGGCCUGGCCUCCUAGAUUUUAAAACCCACGUCGAUACUGUCUAAAACGACUGAUGAAGAAGGUGUCAAGUUAGAUAGCCUAGGAAUAUUUUAAAAAGCGGUUUAAACUACGUGGUGAGUUUUUCUGCGUUCCUGUUGAAUCCCCUCUUCAAUCACAGAGAAGGCUAGACGGCCAAAUGUGUCGGUCAAAUCUGGAAGCGGAGUAAACUGCGAGAGAUUCUACUGACGAAACCAUGUGACGGCUGAUGACAAUCUGUCCAACUCCCGAACCAUGAUGUUAAUGCUACUUAUUCCUACGGGUUGUUUCAUUCCCAGGCCUGAUUUCCCACUGCAGGUCUCGCAUGCAUGCUCUCCCGUUUACCGCCUGAAUUAGCUACAACUGCUAAAUACUGCACUGAACCCCAUUUUACUCAGGAAAUAUUCUGAGCAAACAACCAUGCUCGCAAAUUUUUUUGUCAUGAGGCGUCUGUAGGACAAUGCAGAGUCUCAGGGAGCUAUGCAGCAAAAGGGAGCUGACACACGAUACUUACUCCACCUCUGCCAUCAGAUCGCCCCUUCUGUAAACAGUUGCUCGUGUUUUUUGACGAAAAAUCAUUUGUCAACCAACUCUUCACUUGGGACCAAUUAUGGAUUUGUGUAGAUUUUCGUAUUUGAUUUAUUAAAAUGCAAAUCCAGCGUACCGGUAGGAGUUCUGUUAGUUCUUAAUAACUGGAGAUGCCUAGUCGAACAAUCGACCUACGAAGACGUUUGCUUGUAACCAGAAUCUGUCCAGAGUACUCCACAGUUGAGAGCGAAGCUUCGCUAACUGAGCUUGCAUUUUACCGACACGUGUUUCACUCCAGUUAGCGCACAGGUUCCCAUUACGAUUUGGAAACUACGCGCUUUUUCCGCAACAAGUGAAUGCUCAAUUUCCAAUCAGAAGCUAGCGAUCGCCCCAUAAAAGGGGAGCACUCUCUGAGGAAAUACGAUGUGACAUGAAAUUUAUUCAAACUACCGGGGAAACCUAACUCGUAUGUGCGAGGCAUCUGUUCAUCACAAACGGAGGAGGUAUUAGAGUUCACACGGUGCAGUUAAAAUGCACCUACGCAACAUCACCUCUUUGAACCUUUGGUCCCUUUGAUGAAAAUCAAGAGAACAGAAAUCGCUCCUCGUUACCUUUGCUACUGCCAGUCACAGUCGGCGAAGUUCUAAGGGGAAACUAAAGGCAAUUUACUCUUUUCUUUGCAGCAAUAAAUCAGAGAAUGUUUCUUCCUGCCUUGCCCCUGCUUCGCCUAACUUACGUACUUACUUUGAAUAACUUAUUGCGGUAUAUGGGAGGCGAAAGGGUCAUUCGUUUGAACUCGGAAGCUACAGUUAAACUUGUUUGAUUGACUGCCCUCAGCUCCAAAUAACCCCAUAUAGCCGAUUUUUCAAAUUAAAUGUGUUCUUCAGGAUUCCGUUUGGCAGAUACUUGGGUCUCAAGCGCAGGAAAUGGGACAAACGUACAAUGUGGUCAGCUUCUAUCCUCCAGUCCCUAGGAUUUCCUGAGCAGGUACUGAAAAUCAGCAAGUUGGAGUGUGUCCUCCAGCCUUAAUUUUUCUUUUUUUCAAUUCAUGGAAACAGUUGGAACAGUUGCUUCCUUGACAGGCAAGCAAAGUGAUUUUUUUCGUCUGCAUCUUGUCAGCAAAUUUUCCAGUUACCUUAGAUUUGGUCGCUCUAGGCAAGGAACUCAAGCAGUCUUUCGAGUCGGACAUCCCCGCCCACGUACUACAGGUGACUUCGCGCUGAGUCACAGGGGAGCGCCAAUUCCCCAGUCCUUCCUUUGUCCACAACCCUCUUAGUCAUUGCCCUAAUCCUAACCCCGGUUUUCUCCUCCAGGCCGCGGUCACUUCUUAAAUGACCUUUUUGUUUUCUGCGUUAUUGUCCCGAGACAUGAACCCAGACACUUCCUUCCCCAGGCCUUCAUCGUCGCAAUUAUUGGUGUGGAGUUCCACGUCAUAUUUGGCCUCCUGACUGCUUGCCCCAAAGCCAGCUCUCAUGGUGGUGCGAACGCCUUCUCCAACAGAGAUUUCCCACCGUCCUCCCUGAGCUCCGGCCCCGGUUAUCCAGUUAGGAAACCUUUCGCAGAUAUCCCAGCCUCACACUUCGCUCUCUGUCUUGCCGCCUGA
Messenger RNA from Spirometra erinaceieuropaei, 12454 nucleotides. Lineage: Eukaryota; Metazoa; Platyhelminthes; Cestoda; Diphyllobothriidea; Diphyllobothriidae. The record is from the annotation of a GenBank genome assembly.